CAGCUACACGGAGACGAGGGUAUGGAGGCCUGCGCCGAGUGCGGCGUGCCGGCUCUCCGCGUCGUGCACGUGCCGGCGGCGGCACCGGGAGAGGAGCGCGUCGAGAGCGUCUUGGUCGGUGGUGAGAGGGCCUCGCCGUCGGCAAAGUCGCGGGCCGAGGAGGUGCUGGCGCAGGCUCCCCCGAACUUUGCGGCCGGGGUCCUGCUGGACACCUCGGUGAAGGGCGUCAAGGGGGGGACCGGCCUCCCGUUCGACCACGAGGUGGCCAAGCUUGUCGGCGAAGCGGGGGUGCCGGUUAUCGUCGCGGGGGGGCUCGACCCGGACAACGUGGAGAUGUGCGUGAUCUUCACGGAGAGCUUCGGCGUGGACGUGUCGAGCGGGGUGGAGGAGGCGAAGGGGGUCAAGAACCCCGGGGAGGUAAAGAGGUUCAUGGAGCAGGCGCGCCUUGCGCACAAGGACUUGACUGCCAAGCUGAAGCAAGAGAAGGAGGAGGAGGAGGAGGAGCAGGGGGAGAGAAUAUGAGAGGGGGGGUCGUUUUGCUGGAAGGCGAUAGUUUGGGGGGAGGAGGAGAAGGAGGGGUGUGGUGGUGCUAGAAGACGUUGUUUUAACUUCGAAGUAUACGGUAUGGGGAGGAGGAGGAGGAGGAGGUAGCAGAGAAUAUGAGACGAGUGUUGUUGUUGUAGGAGCGUUAGAGAUAUACCAUACGCUAUGGUAUCCGCACCGUGAAGGCUUGUUUUGCGCACGAUGUACCUUGUGGUAGGCAAUAGACAGGCGCGUCUUCUUGUACAGGUCAUAGAUUUUAGUCGGGCCCGGAUGGGUGGGUUGGUGCUCUGGCAGAUUGUUGUGUACGCGGAAGGGAAGGCAAUGACUAGAUACAUGAGUCUUGGAAGCUGUUGGUUGGUGUAAGGAGGAUUGGGAUUAUCGACAUACAUGCGUAGAAGGAAUGCCUGUUUUUCUGUGGAAGGGAGGAAGAGGAGCGCGAGAUACGAACCCCAGUGAGUCUUGGCAGCUGUUUCCUGACAUGAAUUUUACUGCAUACAACGGCUAUCAAUCUCUCUCUGUAGGGGGCAUGUAGUUGUUCUAGUGCAGUCGUCCUCUCUUGUGAUGGUAAGAGCCACGCGUCCCCUCCCACCUUCGCUUGUGAUGUGCAAUGCAGAACGAACGAUGAAAUACCACUACUUUUACCCGAUGCCGAUUUUGGUGAACGCUUCUAUCAUCCAUAUUUAGCCUCUCGUGUACGGUGUUUAGAAGCCGAAUCAAACCAUUGGACUAGCUAACUGUAAUAGUAUUGGUUUGAUUACGGCUUGUACUAAAGUUUGUGAAGCCGAAACCUAGUCAGCGCUGACUAGUCUAAUGGUUUGAUUUCGGCUUCUAUAGGUGACCACUCGAGGAUUACACCGGAUGGGCAAGAAGUGAAUGAAAGGGUGGCGCUCUGCCCGUCCGUGUGCACGCGUGCCUGCGUAUGCAUGUACAUGUAUUUGGUUGUGUGAGGAGGAUUGGGAUUCUACACAUACACGCAUGCGUACCAUAGAAGGACCGUCUGUUUUUCUGUGGGAGGAAGUACAUAGUAUGCCGCUCAACCAACGUUUUUGCUCCAAACGCGGCGGCCUUCUAUGGGCUGCAUCAGAAUCGUUCAUGCACCCAUCCCCCCCUGAUGAUUUCGCACUGUUAACGAGAACAUGGGUGAUAACUGGUUUUGUUUUGUGACGAAAGGCUACGGGCUUUCGUCAUCAUUCCCCCCUCCUGAGCUUUUCAUGCGAGUCGUUACAUUUCUUGAAAAAACAUUUAAGCCAGGAAAACCCCACACUUGUUGUUGUUGUUGUUUCUCACAUUAGCUCUAAAAAAGAAAGAUUGGGAGCCCGUGGUCUCAAAACCCGGCAUACACGACCCCACGAAGAAACAGAAAAAAGUAGGGUACAAAAACCACUCGGAAGAGAAACAAAAUGAUAGAAAGAAAGACCAGCUACCGCACCAAACGAGAAAGAGCGUCGAGGAGACCGAUCAAAAUAAAAUAAAAGGAGAACGGGGAACGCUUCCCACACCCGCCUACAACGCCGGAGGGUUCCGUGCCGGGUUCCCGCCGACCAGGCAUCCCCCGCCCUGCACCACACCCCAGGGGGUGCAGCAAGACGGGGGGCGAAAAACCAACACAUAUAUAUUCCCACAAAAAAAAUAAAAAAAUCGAAGGUCAACGUACACCAGUACCUUCAGCAGUGCAGUAUGCACCAGCGCAUUAGUGUAGGGUAGGCACCGCACCAAAGAGGCAGCAGAGGUGGCAGGCAGCCAGCAAAGGAAAAAACAAAAAUAACAAGGAGCUCGAGGUAUCGUCCAAGAUCAUGGUAGAGAGGGCAUGGAGAACAAGAAAGAAAGAAAGAAGAAAAGCACAAAGAGAGGCCGGAGGCAAUACUAAGAGCAUACAGCUUACGGCAGGGAAAAGGGAACACAGGGUGCGACAACAUAUCAGUUGGGCACGUCGUUCGCCGCAAGCGCGGCCUUGGCCGCCCACUAUCAGCACACUAUCAGCAAGCGAACAGAAGCGGGUCUACGAGUGUGUACGUAGUAAAAGAACAAUGUGUCAGCAAAAGCUCCAGGCUCGUAAGAGCGUCGUCAAAGGCAAGGAAGGGGACACUCCUACAGCAAUAGUACUGCCGUAGUACCAGCUGUUGCGCGGCACUCCUGCACAGCAUACUGCUGCUGGAUGGCGACAGCAGUCAUUGUUCAUGAAGUGACAAAAAUACGGAAUUUACUCCCCUUUACAAUGACCCAUCCAGCUUCGAGGGAGGAACAGAACGACGACAUGAUACCUUCGUUUCCCUCGUGUGCCCUUGUCCUGCUGUCUCUCGCUCGCUUUCCCGCCGUCGUUGUGGGGAUCACAGCAGCAGCAAAAACAUUGCAAACGUUGUACCAUUAGCACCUCGCGGGAUGAUUUGACCAAUCAGAUAAAUCCACGACAUGGCGAAAUUGCCCCGCGGGAGUGCCUCUCUUUCCGCAUCAUUUUUUUUCCGUGCUUUGUUCCCUUUCUUUUCACUCUCAAGAGAAGGAGGAUACGAGAGAGAAAAGGUAUAACUGCACGACGCCGUGGCUAGAAGCACGGGAAGGCCUUACGUGCACUGUAAUCAAACGGCGGGGAGGCAGGCGAGCGGGCGGCACGGGCGGCAGAGAUAGCUGUUCCCCGCGGAAGAAGAACAGGCAGGCCGGCAGGCACCGGCGGAACUCAGGAGGUAAAAACGCGUGUCAAAUUCAUCCACCAGACACACCCACCUCCGCUGCUGGAACACCUUCAACUUACCACGGCGUAGUUUCGAGACUUGUGCGAGGGCAUCCCACAGCAGCAGCAGCGGAGGCAGCCGGAGACCGCUCCUACGGGGAGGCCGGUCGGCUCUUGGCCUGCUGCUGCCCGC
Molecule: messenger RNA, 3401 nt
Organism: Ectocarpus sp. CCAP 1310/34
Lineage: Eukaryota; Phaeophyceae; Ectocarpales; Ectocarpaceae
Source: the annotation of a GenBank genome assembly